AUGUCUUCACGCGACCUCUCCGAAUCACAAACGACAUUUCCUUCCGACAGCGAAAACUACGACGCGAAUCACUCGAAUCAAGAUUCAUCAGAUGAGCCAACAUCAGACUCGAGCAGUCCCAUGAUCCUAUACCAACCGCCAACGAUAUGGAGCUUGAUGAGAGGAGCAGCAAUAAACCUACUAUUACCGUUUGUCAAUGGAUUGAUGUUGGGAUUUGGAGAGUUGUUUGCACAUGAGGCGGCGUUCAGGUUAGGGUGGAGUAACACGAAGAUCUUUCCAACACAUAGGAGUCAGGCUCACAAGAUUGGGCCGGGUAUUGAGAUCAAGGAUGAUCCAGUGGAGCGAAGACGGAGAAGUGGUCGGGAGGUGGAUGCUUACACCUCGUUGGAGUAA
Messenger RNA from Fulvia fulva, 393 nucleotides. RefSeq names its product Mitochondrial import protein 1. Gene Ontology annotation, cellular component: mitochondrial outer membrane. The record is from RefSeq and is a predicted model, not a curated record. The transcript is spliced from 2 exons. NCBI's taxonomy places the organism in Eukaryota, Fungi, Ascomycota, Dothideomycetes, Mycosphaerellales, Mycosphaerellaceae. Gene Ontology annotation, biological process: mitochondrial outer membrane translocase complex assembly; protein insertion into mitochondrial outer membrane. Bases 1 to 393 code for a protein of 130 amino acids.